Sodiomyces alkalinus F11 is the source of this 2075-nucleotide messenger RNA. Its product is annotated as aspartyl-tRNA synthetase. Gene Ontology annotation, molecular function: aspartate-tRNA ligase activity; ATP binding; RNA binding. Gene Ontology annotation, biological process: aspartyl-tRNA aminoacylation. The coding region runs from base 65 to 1891 and encodes 608 amino acids. Lineage: Eukaryota; Fungi; Ascomycota; Sordariomycetes; Glomerellales; Plectosphaerellaceae. The record is from RefSeq and is a predicted model, not a curated record. The transcript has 2 exons. Gene Ontology annotation, cellular component: aminoacyl-tRNA synthetase multienzyme complex; cytosol; cytoplasm.
AAAGAAGAAGAAAAGAUAACGAAAAAAAUUAUAGAAACCAUUUAGGCAACGUCCCAUCGUCGACAUGGCCGACGCUCCCGCCACCGACCCCGCGCAAGCCGCCGCCGCCGCCGCCGCCUCUCCUUCCAAUAACCCAUCCCCUCCGACCGGGGAUAAUGGCGGUGAUGCCGGCGGCGAGAAGCAGUCCAAGAAGGGAGCCAAGAAGGCCGAAGCCAAAGCGAAAAAAGAAGCCGAAAAGGCUCGCAAGGCCGCCGAGCGCGAAGCCGCCGAGGCCGCCAGGAAGGCCGCCGGCGGCGCGGCCGGAGGUGAGGACCUGGCCAAGGACAACUACGGCGACCCGAACCACACGACCAAGGUGGAAGCGGAGCGGGUGCACCUGCGCGACCUCGGGGAGGAGCACGUCGGCAAGAGCGUCAAGGUGCGCGGCUGGGUGCAGAACUCGCGCAUGCAGGGCGCCAAGAUGUGCUUCGUCGAGCUGCGCGAGGAGCGCAACUGGGCCGUGCAGGGCGUCAUCACCGCCAGCGCCGAGGGGAAGCCCGUCUCCCGCCCGAUGGUGAAGUGGGUCGGCGCCCUCCCGCUCGAGUCGUUCGUCCUGGUCGAGGCUACCGUCCAGAAGCCGCUCGAGCCGGUCAAGAGCUGCAAGGUCAGCCUGUACGAGCUGCACAUCACCAAGUGCUACCUCGUCGCCCGGGGUCCUGAGGUGCUGGGCCUCGGUCUCGCGGCUGCGAACCGCGCCAUCUCGAGCUUCGAUGACGAGGAGCAUCCCGCUCCCGCUGCUUCUGCUGCUGCUGCUGCUGCUGCUGCUGCUGACGGGACUACUGCUGUCGAGGCGGCUAGGGAGGGUGUCGAGGGCGUUACUCUCGACGGCGUUCCCGCUGCUAGUAUGAUCACCCAUCUCAACAACCCGGUCAUGCACAAGCGUGCCCCCGUGCAGCAGGCCAUUGCCGAUGUCCGCAUGGCCACCCGGAAGCUCUUUGCCGAGUACCUCGAUUCCCAGGGCUUCGUCCAGUUCGAGCCUCCCUGUCUGAUCGGGGCCGCAUCGGAAGGCGGCGCCAACGUCUUCGUCUUGCCGUACUUUGAUAAGACUGCCUGUCUGGCCCAGUCUCCCCAGUUCUACAAGCAGAUUGAGAUUGCCGGUGGCCGAAAGAGAGUAUAUUGCAUUGGUCCCGUUUUCCGUGCCGAGAACUCCAAUACCCCGAGGCACAUGACUGAGUUCACCGGUCUCGAUCUCGAAAUGGAAAUCGAAGACGACUAUCACGAGGUGCAGGACAUGCUCGAGAAGACCCUGCUCUACAUCUUCCGUGGCCUCGCGGAACGCUGCGCCGAGCAAAUCGAGACCAUCCGCGCCGUCUACCCGUCCGAGGACUUCCUCCUGCCCGAACCGGGCAAGGAAGUCCGCCUCACCUUCGCCGAGGGCCAGCGCCUCCUCCGCGAGGAAGGCCCGGAGGAGUUCCGCAACGUGAGCGACUUCGAGGACAUGUCCACCCCGCAAGAGAAGGCCCUGGGCGCGCUCAUCCGCGCCAAGUACAACACGGACUUCUACGUCCUCGACAAGUUCCCCGAGGAGGCCCGCCCCUUCUACGCCCUCGAGGACCCGGCCGACCCGCGCGUCACCAACGCCUACGACUUCUUCAUGCGCGGCCAGGAGAUCCUCAGCGGCGGUCAACGUAUCCACGACCCUGCCCUCCUCGAGGCCCGCAUCCGGAAGAAGGGCAUCGACCCCAACUCCCCCGGUAUCAAGGAGUACAUCGACGUCUUCCGAAGCGCCGGCGUCCCGCCCCAUGGCGGUGGCGGUAUCGGCCUCGACCGCGUCGUCGCUUGGUUCCUGAACCUGCCCUCUGUGCAUUUGACGAGCUACUACCCUCGCACGCCCAAGAGGCUGCUUCCGUAGAGGUCUUUACCGGAAUGGAGAGACAAGAAUGGCGAUGAUAAAAGGGGGGUGGUAAGAUAUCCCCGAUCGACGGGGUUGUAACUCCAUGUAGAGAGGCGGACGUAUAGGCAUAAAAAUGAUUUACACGAAGGAUUAGGAUUAGCCGUCAUGAAAUAAAGAAAUUGAAAACACAUUACCAUCAGAG